Diospyros lotus (date-plum) is the source of this 1527-nucleotide messenger RNA. RefSeq lists its product as uncharacterized. The record is from RefSeq and is a predicted model, not a curated record. The transcript has a single exon. Bases 315 to 1307 code for a protein of 330 amino acids. NCBI's taxonomy places the organism in Eukaryota, Viridiplantae, Streptophyta, Magnoliopsida, Ericales, Ebenaceae.
GGUUCAUGAUCGGGUUUUGAGAAACUGAGGGUCAGCCAAUCUGAAAUCCGCCGCAAACUCUCAUCUCCAAGAAAAUGAAGGCACAAACAAACGUAAAUGGUGGUUUAUUCUACAUUCUAAACUUGUGAAUCCAUCUCUCUUUCUAUGCCCUCUCCAUGAAUUCUCCUCUAUUUUCAUCCCAUUUCCUCCGCCAUUGCUCACAGUCACAGAUUUUGGCCUAACCGUUGAAUUUCAAGCACAAAUCUCUUCUUUUUCAAUAUCUUCGUUUUCUGCAAUUUGGUUCUGAAUCAGUAGUGUGUUUCUCUGUCCGUUCAAUGAAGCUGGGGAGUCUGAUGGAGAAGAAGCAAUUGGAUCUGAGCCAACCACUUCGAUCCGUCCGGAGAUUGCCGCCGGCGACGGCCUCGGAGAAGCGGAGGCCAGUUCCGGCGAGGAAGCGGGUGAGGGUUCCUUUUCUCUGGGAGCAGUCUCCGGGAAGGCCAAAGGCGAAGAAUCCGAUCAACCAAACUCAUAGCCUUCAAAACCCUAAUCCUCUCCUCCCCAAGCUCCCCCCCGGCAGGAUUCUCAAUGUCAAACGGCCGGUUUCAUCGGAUCAUGGAGCCAAGUUUCGGAGCUCUAAAGAUGGCUACGAAGCAUAUCGAGAUGCUCUCGAAACGCUUUCAAGAAUCGAAUCGUUCUUCUUGACCAGCUUCCAUGGAUUGGAUGGCAAGCCUUCUGGAACCUUUACAAUCGAUCCAAAGACUAGGGGUGUCACAACCGAUUUCGGAAAGCGACCCAGGAACUUAGUUACCAAAUUUCAUAGACUGUUGCCGAAGUUUUGUCUGAAAAGUUCAAUUUGCCUCUUGAAAUCAUCUCGACCCGGCUUUCGUGGAAAAAAAUCACUUCAUGAAAUGCAUAAAUUCGCAGAAAUUGAGGGCAUAAAUGGCACCAGAUCAUCCACAAUUUGCUCGAACAGCUUUCGGAAACUCCUGGGUGAUCAUCAGAGGACUGAAGGGGAGGAUUUCAAGAUCACGGCAAAACAUGGUGAUUUUUCCGGCAAACCGGGCUUCGAAGCGUCGAUCAAGAUGCUAAAUGAUUUGGGAAAGGAUCAAAAUCCAUGGAUUGGGUCUGCAAGUUUUAGGUAUUAUUAUCCGAAGAAGGGAAACAUGGAAGGGGGAGAUCAUCUUAAAGAAGAGGGAAUUCAGCCACAGUUUCCUCUACUGAAAUCGCCAUCGGAGUCGUGGCUGAGGCACAAAGCUUUGCCCUCUAUGGCCGCCGGGAAACCAUCGUCUUCGCGUUCACAGAUUGGCAGCCGAAUGAAACCAUGGUGAUGGUGAAGAAGGGGAGAAUUCAAGGUUCAGAGACCAAGCUAACAAAUGCUAUUUCACUGUGGUGGCUGUUAAGAAAAAUUAGGAUAAAAAGUAAUGAAAUUAAGCUUUCGCUUAAGCUUUAAUUUUUCUUAAGCCAUUUGCGAUUUUUGUUUAUAAAAUUUUUUUCUUAAGCCAUUUCCGAUUUUGGUUUAAUUUUAUAAGCACUGGAACCAUUUUAGUG